Raphanus sativus (radish) is the source of this 1940-nucleotide messenger RNA. RefSeq names its product protein SUPPRESSOR OF FRI 4-like. The transcript has 6 exons. Bases 103 to 1260 code for a protein of 385 amino acids. Gene Ontology annotation, molecular function: DNA binding. Gene Ontology annotation, cellular component: nucleus. NCBI's taxonomy places the organism in Eukaryota, Viridiplantae, Streptophyta, Magnoliopsida, Brassicales, Brassicaceae. The record is from RefSeq and is a predicted model, not a curated record.
GAGAAUUGUGGAGAUUGCAGAAGAGAAAGAAAUCGAUUGUGCGAACAGAGAAACCCUAGCGAGCAGAAGAAGAAGAAGAGAAACUAGAACCGAUCAAUCGUGAUGGGGAAGAAGAAGAAGAGAACGGCGGAGAAGGUGUGGUGCUAUUACUGCGACAGAGAGUUCGAGGACGAGAAGAUUCUAGUGCAGCACCAGAAAGCCAAACACUUCAAGUGCCAUGCCUGCCACAAGAAGCUCUCCACUGCUAGCGGCAUGGUCAUUCAUGUCCUUCAAGUUCAUAAAGAGAACGUCACAAAGGUUCCUAAUGCUAAAGACGGUCGAGAUUCAACCGAUAUUGAAGUAUACGGAAUGCAAGGAAUUCCACCUGAUGUCUUGGCUGCUCACUACGGAGAAGAAGAUGAAGAGUCGGCAGCCAAAGUUGCAAAAGUUGAGAUUCCUUCCGCCCCUCUUGGUGCUGCAGUUCCUAGACCAUACGGAAUGGUAUAUCAACCUCAACAAGUCCCUGCUGCUGUGCGACCUAUGUAUUAUCCUGCUGGUCCUAUGCGUCCUCCUGGUCCUGGGUGGCCUAUGCCUCCUCCUCGCCCACAACAAUGGUAUCCACAUAAUCCAGCGGUCUCUGUUCAUCCACCUGCCCAUUUAGGGUAUCAACCGCAACAGCUCUUUCCUGUUCAUGGUAUGGGGAUGACUGUGCCAACACCAUCUCAUCUAGUCAAUGGAGUCACUCCAGUAAAUCCUUCAUCAUCUCCCGCAAUGCCGGUUUCUCAACCUCUGUUCCCUGUUGUGAAUAGCAUCACUCCUUCCCAAGCUUCACCUUUUUCUGCUCCCCUUCCCGUAGGAUCAGUGAACCCAUAUCCGCCUAAUAACUCUUUUCCAGUGGGUGGUGGGACUAAUCCUCAUUCGUAUGCUUCUGGUCCAGACACUAGUGGUCCUUCAAUCGGUCCACCUCCUGUGAUUGCAAAUAAAGCUCCUAGCUCUCAGCCUAAUGAGGUCUAUCUUGUAUGGGAUGAUGAAGCAAUGUCUAUGGAAGAAAGAAGAAUGUCCUUACCGAAAUACAAGAUGCAUGAUGAAACCAGCCAGGUAAGUUCUGAUUUUUUCCUUUUAAAGUUAAAAAAGGAAAGUUUGCUUUGUACGUCUAACCCAUUCGGUAGGCUUUUUGUUUAUACUUCUUCUUCUUUAACUCCAGAGCCUAUUGUUUCUGUGCUGAGAGGUACCUUUUAUUAUUUCAGUUUAUUGUUUCUUCCCUUAGAAUAUGAGAAAUAACGACAUAGACAACAAAAGCAAGCAUGUUUAAUUAUUGAUUUUAGAAUGGUAUAUCUAGUAGCUUGCGAUAGUACUUGCAUCAACUAGUAAAGAAAAAAGUGUGUUUGUAUCUGCUUGCUCUUCAUUGUGUAUCCUCUUUCCUCUUGUAUUAUAUUUAAAAUUUGGUGAUUGGUUCCCCAAGAUCAUUACUCAGCAGGUUUGGUUUCAAACCAGGUCAGAUAUUUUUUUAUAUUUCAUUAAAGUAUGCAAAGUUUGGUACCUUUGCACAGUCACUCUCUCGAGGAAAUAAUAAAAAGAAAACUCUUUAUAGCCUUCGACCAACUUUCUUUUUUUCUUUUUGCUGAGAACCGGGGUUUGCUGUUUUGAAAUGGUUGCAGAUGAACUCGAUAAAUGAAGCUAUAGACAGACGAAUCUCAGAGAGUAGGCUUGCUGGGCGGAUGGCAUUUUAGAGUUUUGACACCAAACCAAACCUGUGUCUCUGAAGAAACCAUCCAAGAAGAGGAUGAUGAUGGGCUUUUGUUACAACUCUUCGCUCACAUUUAUUCAGGUUUUUCAGAAGCUGAACUUGUGAUUUGAAUCUAAGUUAUUAGACUGGUGAGUUUUUAGAGAUCUCAGGGAUGUUAUUUACAAAGGUUUUUGUUCUAAAAAUUGUUUAUUAUAUAAAAGAGAUUCACCCGAAA